Messenger RNA from Saccostrea echinata, 1876 nucleotides. Its product is annotated as radial spoke head protein 3 homolog B-like. Lineage: Eukaryota; Metazoa; Mollusca; Bivalvia; Ostreida; Ostreidae. The transcript has 8 exons. Gene Ontology annotation, cellular component: cilium. The record is from RefSeq and is a predicted model, not a curated record. The coding region runs from base 103 to 1284 and encodes 393 amino acids.
AAAGAUUUAAUGAGUCUUUUCUGCGAGCCUACUGUAUCCUGGCAACGUGACUCGUAAAUAUUUGGAGGGAGGUUAGGAACCGUCAAAUAUACUGAAAAGACGAUGACGACGAUACUUCCCCAAAAGCCUCAGGGCACGUAUACGUUUGCGAGUCAGCCUCGUGCAGUUCAACAGAGGAAAAAGUACAGAGAUGCCAAUCCGAUUGAACAAAACCAAGGUCCCCCACAAUAUGGAAAUAUUAUGUAUGACAGGCGUAUUGUGCGAGGAAAUACAUAUGCCCAGCACACUCUUCCAGCACAUGCACAACCAGAUCCUAUUGAAAUACAAAGACAACAGGAAAAUCGUCGUCGUGCAAUAGCAAGAAAAAGGGCUAAGGAACAGCUUCGCCCUCGCUCACCUGAUCCUGUAGAGGGACGUAAACACAUUGAUGUACAAACAGAGCUAUAUUUAGAAGAACUCAGUGAUCGUGUGGAAGAGGCUGAUGUUGAAGUUCAGACUGAUGCUUUCUUAGAUAGACCCCCCUCACCAAUGUAUGUUCCAGCCAAAACAGGCGUGGAUAUAACCACACAGAUCUUGGAGGGAGAUCUUUUCGAUUUCGAUAUUGAGGUGAAACCUAUUCUAGAAGUGUUGGUUGGUAAGACAGUAGAGCAGGCCUUACUGGAGGUGAUGGAAGAGGAGGAGCUAGCCAAUCUCCGAUCACAACAGCGUGCCUUCGAGGAGCUGAGGAAUGCAGAGCUUGUCGAACAACAGCGAUUGGAGGAACAGGAGAGGAGGCAUCGGGAAGAGAAGGAGAGGAGAAUGAAACAACAACGAGAAAUAGUGAAAAAAGAGAAAGAGACCUCAGAUAAAAUCGCUGCCAGAGCGUUCGCUCAAAGUUACCUCGCAGAUCUUGUUCCUACAGUGUUUGGCACAUUAUCAGACAAUGGCUAUUUCUACGAUCCUGUGGAAAGAGAUAUUGAACAGGGUUUCAUGCCUUGGUUGAUAGACCAGGUACAAGUACAGUUACAGAAAUCUCAGUUAGGUCGAUUGGUGCUGGAUGGACUAAUCAGGGAUGUAAUGAAUCAGAGAAUAGACUCCUACAACAAGAAUACAAAGCCCGGGGGUGGGGCUACUAGUGACGGUAAACCUGCUGAUAGCUCCAAUAAUGCUGUACCAUCACAGGCACCAGCCGCAGCCACAACAUCAGAGGGUGAAAAGAAGGAGGAAACUCAAGAACCGGAGAAGAAAGAGGAGCCAUCAGGAAACACAGAGGGCGGGGAGGAAACUGGGGGUGGGGACGAGUAGAAUGUGGAUCUUCAGGAGGAGCAGUCAUUAUCUCAGCAAUCAGGACCACCAAAAUAAAAUAAUUACUGGAAGGGAUCCACUACACAAACUUUACCAAAUUAGACACUGUGUGCUAAGCACAAGGAGAGAAAUGAUAUUAUUGACAGCAGAUUUUUACUUAAAAAAUUGAAAUGGACAGUGUCCUCAAAAUACAUCUCAUUGUUUAUCUUUGAAAUAAUGGUUGCUCCAGUUCAUAUUGUCUGUGAUCAAAAUGUAUAUAUUGAAGUAUACUAGUUAUUAAUUUGGCUAAAUAGAACUGCUCAACAGAAACAGCUGUGUGGAAAGGAUUUCUAAAUAAUGCUUUUGGAUUUUUUUUUUUCCUGGGGUGAAGAUUAACUUGAAGGAGAUUGUUAUUUUUCACACAGUUUGUUGCCUGCUGUGUAUCUUCUAUUUAUGAUUUGUUUUGUUAAACAUGUUUUCUUGAGUAAACAAAUUUAUAUAUGAUAUUUAGCUAAGUUUUGCCAUUAAUGAAAAAAAGGUUUUCUAUGAAUCCAUUAAUAGAAGAAUAUUUACAAUUCUUUCUGUUGUUUCAAAAUUAAAGAUUUAAAAUAUA